Messenger RNA from Agrilus planipennis (emerald ash borer), 1811 nucleotides. RefSeq lists its product as uncharacterized. Lineage: Eukaryota; Metazoa; Arthropoda; Insecta; Coleoptera; Buprestidae. The record is from RefSeq and is a predicted model, not a curated record. Bases 939 to 1811 code for a protein of 290 amino acids. The transcript has 3 exons.
UAGAUCGAUUUUGGACCCUGCAUCGAUUCAAUGAAUCGAUCCAUAAACCUCUCGAAUCGGACUGAUUAAUUCAAAGAACUACCCGAUAAUAAAUAUUCCUCAACUAGCUACGGUAUAAUUUUUUAAUUUUUAUGAACGCUUUCAAAGGUGGCGUUAUUUAUUUGCGUUAAAAAAAAACAUUUUUUUUCCGGGCGUGUCCUCUCAACUGAACGUCAAAGUCGUCAAACACUCAAACCUAACCUAAAAAACCUAUUCUUGACUCUUGUGUGAGUGAGUUUAUUUAUUACUUUAUUUAUCAAAAAUAUACUGUGGGUAAAUAUUAUUUUUACUAGAUAAAUUUAUAGUAAUGUAAUAAAUAGUAUCGUGUUCAUAUCGCAUUCAUGUUAAUUCGAAAAAUAAUAGGCUAAAAUGUCAACUAAAAGUGAUACAUGGAAUCACUUUGUAAAAAAAGGAUCAAGUGGCGUAUGCAAGUAUUGUCAUAUCGAAGUCAAAACAUGCGGAAAUACAACAAACUUACGCAACCAUUUAUUACGAAGACAUCCAUGUAUUAAGUCUGUAAGUCAACGAAAACUGGUGGUGGCAAGUGAUGGUAUUGGUGUUGACAAAAAAGAAACUGGAGUGUGUACCCGUACCUUUUCCUCAGAAUAUAACAUAAGCCUUUGCCUUUUUUUAAUACAUGCUUGUUUGAAAAUGAAAUAUUCUUGCAUUUUUUAUCCUUUCAUUGAAUUUGUUUUGUAAUUUGAAAUAAUAAUAGAAUACAAAAACGUAAUUCUUUUCAGACAAAUGACGAUAUUGCUGCUACGUCGACAUCUAAGGAAAAAUUUGGCAUAAAUGAUGUUUUGAGUUUGACCGGUUCAAAAGAGUACUAUGAUUCUGACUUAGAAAGUACAGCGUCAUCAUCAGUAUCAGUGAAAAAAUCAAAACUUAAUCAACUAACUAUGGAUUCAUGUGUUAAUAAUAUUAAAGCAUUCAAUGUAAACGGGCAGAAGUAUGGACAACUAAGUAAUGCUAUCAUGUUCAUGAUUUGCAAGGAUACAUUACCAUUAAAUACAGUUGAAAAAGAAGGUUUCACAUAUUUGAUGAAAGCAGCAGUGCCUUUAUAUAAACUUCCUUCACGGCAGACAACUACGCAAAUGAUAGAUGACAAAUAUGAUGUUCUUUCUUUGCAAUUCAGAGAAAAGCUUUUAGAAGUAGAGUCAAUAUGUUUAACUACCGACAUCUGGACUGAUACACAUAAUACUAGAAGCUACAUGGGUUUAACUGGACAUUUUAUAUAUGAAAGUGAACUAAUCAGUAUAAAUUUUGGUGUGUCCUAUUUAACUGAGCCCCAUAAUGCCGAUUAUUUAUGUCAAGUAUUAAAAACAAUGACUGAAAAGUGGGGUAUAGCUUCAGAAAAAGUUGCAGCAGUUGUUACUGAUAAUGGUGCGAAUAUCGUCAAGGCCGUAACAAUUGCAUUUGGCAAACAAAAACACUUAUGGUGUUUUGCCCACACUUUGAAUUUAGCAGCUCAAAAACCUUUUGAAGAAAAAGGUGGUAUUGAAAGUGCCAGACAGUUACUGAAUAUUGUAAAGGAUAUAACUAGAUACUGUAAACAAAAUGUAAAUGUUGCUGAUGCUCUUCGUAAAGCGCAAAAUGAUGUAACAGUACCACUUAAAUUAAUUCAGUCAGUUUGCACACGAUGGAAUUCAAUUUACUAUCAGCUAGUUCGGUUUGUAAGGUUAUCGGAGCUACUUGCCUCGAUAUUACUCAAUUACCCAAAAGCUCCACCUAUGUUAACAGCCAGUCAAUUAGAUGGUAUCAAAGAUCAGUAG